AUGUCUUUCAAGAUCGCAGCCGCAGCCGCUUUGGCUACCCUCGCCUCUACUGUCUCUGCUCACGGCCACUUGCAGAGCAUUGGUGCCUCUGGUACCGUUUACGCUGGAUUCAACAACUCAAUCCUGUACUCCAACACCAAGCCUGAGCUCAUUGCCUGGUCCGACACCGUCAAGGACAACGGCUAUGUCUCCGAUUACACCAGUCCUGACAUGAUCUGCCACGCUGGUGCCGAGAACGCUAAGCUCUCUGCCCCCGUCAACGGUGGUGACACCAUCACUUUCAACUGGGACACCUGGCCCACCUCCCACAAGGGUCCCCUCAUCACUUACCUUGCUAACUGCAACGGUGACUGUGCUACCGCUGACAAGACUGCCCUCAAGUGGUUCAAGAUUGAUGCCGUCGGUAUCAUUUCGGGAACCAGCAACUCCGGUACUUGGGCUUCCGACAAGCUGAUCUCUGAUGGCUACAAGUGGGACGUCAAGAUCCCUGACAGCAUUGCUUCUGGUAACUACGCUGUUCGUCACGAGAUCAUUGCCCUCCACAGCGCCAACAACGUCGGUGGUGCCCAGAACUACCCUCAAUGCAUCAACCUCGAGGUCAAGAGCUCCGGCUCUGACAACCCUGAGGGUGUUGUUGGCACUGAGCUGUACACUGCCCAGGACAAGGGUAUUUACGUCAACAUCUACUACCCCGGCUUCACUGCCGACGAGUAUGACAUGCCCGGCCCUGCUCUCUACACCGGU
This is a messenger RNA of Aureobasidium melanogenum CBS 110374, 744 nucleotides long. RefSeq names its product putative endoglucanase. The transcript has a single exon. NCBI's taxonomy places the organism in Eukaryota, Fungi, Ascomycota, Dothideomycetes, Dothideales, Saccotheciaceae. The annotation marks the transcript as partial. The record is from RefSeq and is a predicted model, not a curated record.